AUGCGAAUUAUUUUAAAAUGUUGGUUCCCAUUUUUCAGACUUUCAGCCAAACUCAAAUACUCACCCUGUGCUCUUUCUCUCUCUCUCCUCAAACACUUUGUGGCUCCGCCUGCACCUUCUGCUCGCUGUGCUCGAAAUCGUUGGUGGUGCUCACCAUCUCCUGCACAACGCUUUGCUCAACAACUUGCACAAACAUCUCAACAACCGACGACUCCUCCAACGACGACUCUCUUAUCUGUUUCUCCGGUGGAACUCCGUCGGAUGACGUCAUCACUUCUGUCGUCGUGCUUUCUUGAAUUACACGCUUACGACUGA
Messenger RNA from Caenorhabditis remanei, 315 nucleotides. RefSeq lists its product as uncharacterized. The transcript has a single exon. NCBI's taxonomy places the organism in Eukaryota, Metazoa, Nematoda, Chromadorea, Rhabditida, Rhabditidae. The record is from RefSeq and is a predicted model, not a curated record. Bases 1 to 315 code for a protein of 104 amino acids.